AUGAAUAACCUCCCUGAGCGCGCCGUGCGAUACCCCAAAUUUGUAUCUGCAAGACCAACAAGCGAGGUGCUGCGACGCGCAUCAGGUGACAAUGGAAGCGACGGGAACAGCAUUUCUGCAAGCGUAUGGAUACCCGUAUUGAUACUUGCAGUCGUCGUUGCCGUGCUGACACUGGUUGGAUGUGUCAGGCGGGCCACCAACAGGGAAGUCGGCGCAGUCGCGGUGGCGAGCACACCUGCUGGUCAGGCUGCCUCAACUCGCCCUGGAAGACGCCGGAGGCCCGCACGGACUCCAAGUCAGAUAUCCACAAAAUCGCUUCCACCCUACAUGCUGGAACCGGGCGACCAGGAGCUUGUUCUCUUCAGAGCACCUCCGAAGACGGAGGACGACCACGAUCCUAUGCCAAUACUGGAAGAAGACGAGGAACACCCUGAAACAGAAGGGACACAUCGUGGUCUUGACCUCGAGUCACACGGUACCGCACAAGCGGACAGCUCUGCCACAAAUCUUAUAUAUAACGUUUCUGGUGACGUGUCAAUGAGACGAAGCAUAGACCUUGCUAGCUUGGGCACGUCGCAUCACUCGCAAGGAAGUCAUUCUGAACUCCUACCCUUGCAUACUACACAAACGUCCGAAGAUCCACGAGGAGAAGCGCCUCCAUACUUUGAGGUUGUAGGUCAAGACACUAUUCACACGUUACCUGAUGUGCCUCCUGCAUCAGAGACUUCCAUCAAUAAUACUUCCCCUGAUCGGCGCUCUAGAUUCAGCUUCCUCUUCAAACCAUUUGGCAGCUCAUCACGAUACCCGCCUCUUUCGAUCCAUAACAGGGCUGUCGUUCCUGAACAUACUCGUAACGUUUCAUCCCUCUCCGUGGCAUCAACAACUAGUGGACAUGGGCGCAAUCGCUCGAGCUCCAAUUCGACGCUUUUGAAAGCUCUCCGACCCCACGAUCAUUCCACGCCUAUGACAUCCCCGUCGACCAUCUCUUUGAACUCAAUAUCGGCACCUCUCACACAUACUGUUAUGCGCUCGGAGUUCCGGGCGCCAAAAGGUGGCAUGACGCCUGAGCAAAUUAAACUUAUCACCUCCAGGAAUGCACUAGAAAGAUUCGGUGUUCCAUACGGUCCAGACGCUGUAGCAUUUUCAGCAUCAAGGUCUAAUAUGGCACCACCGCCCGACUUCGACGUCAUCACAUCGAGUUUGCCAGACCAAGCAAGUGGGUCACUAUCAGCCGAUAUUCGCAACCCGUCUAGUACUAGCACACCAGAGAGAGAGACAACAGGAAGUCCUGUCUUUGAUAGUGCUGCUGCGGAUGAGGCUGGACAAACAACCGCACGUUCUGUCACAUCCGGAUCACCUCCAUAUUCCCCAUCCAGAGCUGAUAAAAAUUCUCAAGUGCCAUCAUCAUCACGCUCGCUACUACUAUCUUCAUAUCAACGACAGGGUGACUCGCGCUCAAGUUCGACGACAUCCUUUGAGACAGCUGCUUCCGAGUUCUCGCGGCCCACUACACCGCUCACAGCCCGACCUGAGACGCCGACAGCUCGGCCCUUUGUUGCAUGA
Molecule: messenger RNA, 1563 nt
Organism: Suillus fuscotomentosus
Lineage: Eukaryota; Fungi; Basidiomycota; Agaricomycetes; Boletales; Suillaceae
Exons: 4
Coding region: 1-1563 (520 amino acids)
Source: RefSeq, a predicted model, not a curated record